AUGUCUCUGGGACCUCUUCAAGAACGAGCUAGGCACCAUCCGAGAUUCGGAUUCCCCGAGACUUUAGUGUCCGACAACGGUACUCAGUUCACUUCUGCAGAUUUCCAGGAGUACCUGCAGCGAGUAGGGACCAGACACGUGAGAACAGCUCCGUAUCAUCCCAGCAGCAACGGUCUGGCAGAACGUUGCGUCCAGACGCUGAAGGGUGCACUUCGGAAGUCCAGCCGACCCACAUCACCGUCGGAGCUCGCAGACUUCCUCCUGUCGUACCGCAACACUCCGCAAGUGACUACCGCAGAGGCACCCUCUAUUUUGCUGUUGGGGAGGCGCCUCAGGACUAGGCUAGACCUCAUCAGGCCCUCCGUUGAGGAGCGGGUCGCCCGCAAACAGUUCCAGGACACCAGUCGCCGCAGGCACCGUGCAACUACCUUUAGCGAAGGACACUUCGUGCGUGUCCGAAAUUUUCGCCGCGGACCAAGGUGGUUCAGUGCUACCGUUCUCGCCCGCACCGGCCCAGUGUCGUAUCGUGUUAGUGUUGUGACCCCCCGGGGUGUGUGUGAGUGGGUGCGUCAUCGCAACCACAUAGUACGCGCUCCUGACUCUGACGACACAGUGAUCACAGCCACCGACUUCCAAGAUGAAGACGACGUCACUGCUGGCACAGACAUUAGCAGCAGCACCACCGAGCCUUUGGAACAGCCGCCGACACACCUGGAAGCCGCCGAGCAGGGUCGCCGCUACUCACUACGUCAGCGCAGACCUCCCGACCGCUACGGCACCUAAUCCUACUACGGGACAAUAAACAAGUGUGGGAGAGAUGAUAUGUCGCGCGCCUAGGCGAUAAGGCGUCACAGCUAGGCAUGCGCUGUGGUGGCGGCGCAGCGUUAUCACCUUUUGGUUGUGCUUAAAAGUGCCGGCAUUCAAGAUGGCGUGUGCUUUUCAUUACUGUAACAUUGAACCGGGCAGUUCGCCCGUUGCUGUUAAGUUGAUGGCUAAAUAAAGCCGUAUUGUUUUCG
Molecule: messenger RNA, 1016 nt
Organism: Dermacentor silvarum
Lineage: Eukaryota; Metazoa; Arthropoda; Arachnida; Ixodida; Ixodidae
Exons: 3
Coding region: 1-783 (260 amino acids)
Biological process (GO): DNA integration
Molecular function (GO): nucleic acid binding
Source: RefSeq, a predicted model, not a curated record